Molecule: messenger RNA, 2398 nt
Organism: Mytilus trossulus (common blue mussel)
Lineage: Eukaryota; Metazoa; Mollusca; Bivalvia; Mytilida; Mytilidae
Product: heat shock 70 kDa protein 12A-like
Exons: 11
Coding region: 794-2200 (468 amino acids)
Molecular function (GO): ATP-dependent protein folding chaperone; ATP binding
Source: RefSeq, a predicted model, not a curated record
CUGACACUACAGGGACUUGCAUGUUUUAAGCCUUGGUUGCAGGUAUCAUGGUGAUGGAAGGCUUUCUUCAAAAACGGUUGUCGCUACUGAAAGGUUAUAAAGACCAGUGGUUUGUGUUGACAGAUGAUGGAUAUCUCAAGUACUUUAGCGAAAAACCCAUUCAGGAACUACAGAAACCAAGGGGGAAAAUGCUUUUAUUGCUUUCAGAUACAACAGUAAAGAAGGAUAAAGUCUCUUUUACAGUAACAUCAGCAAGUAACAAUGUUUACCGUCUGAGAGCUAAUUGUGAAGAGAAGAGGAGGAAAUGGGUACAGGCCAUCAAUGAAACUAGCACACAAAUGUAUAACAGAAUGUUCAAGGGAUUCUAUGACAUAGAAGAAAACAAGUCAAAUAUUACCGAUUCGGACCAGUAUAACGGCAACAAAGAAACUGAUGAUGUGUUCAACCAUUAAAUGAAACAGAUUUUGAUGGUGUUAUUGCUGUAGCAGAAUCCAAUAUUGCAUCAUUAUUUCAGACAAGGAAAACGCCAUUUGUUGCCGUAGGAGCAAUAGAUUUUGGAACUACCUAUUCUGGAUGUGCCUAUUCUACAGUUCAAGAUUUCAAAACAAACCCUUUGAAGAUAAACACAUUUCAACUAGAUCAUAAAAAUGUGUCUUCGUACAAAACUCCUACAGUACUACUACUAACUCCGGAGGGUCGAUUUCAUUCAUUUGGGGCGACGGCAGAAAAUCAUUACGUAACUCUCGCCCGAAAAGAAGAGGCUAAUAGUUGGUACUACUUCAGUCGGUUCAAAAUGCAACUGUAUAAAAACAAGGAGCUGAGAAGCAACCUUGUUAUAAAGGAAGUUGGAGGUAAAACAAUGAAAGCCAUGGUGGUGUUUGCAUUCUGUAUAGAAUACAUCAAAGACCUGGUAUUGGAUAUAUUGAAGAAAGCAAUACAUGGUUUAGAUGACAACGAUGUCCACUGGGUUGUAACUGUUCCCGCAAUCUGGAAUGAACAAGCUAGGCAAUUUAUGAUUGAGGCUUCCGCAAAGGCAGGCAUUGAAAAAGAAAACCUGACAUUGGCUUUGGAACCCGAAUGCGCUGCUUUGUAUUGCAGAUAUCUUGCUAUGGACAAACAAGAACAUGGGGAUAACGUUGAAAUAAAAGCAUUUGAUGAAAAUGCAAGAUUUAUGGUGGUUGAUUUAGGCGGCGGAACAAUUGACAUAACAAUGUCAGAAGUAAUAUCGACUGGACAGCUUAGAGAAAUAUAUAAUGCCACAGGAGGGCCAUGGGGUGGAAAUUUUGUCAAUGACCAGAUAAUGAAAACUCUGAAAGAAGUCAUCGGAUGGGAGGUGAUGAGAAAAUUCCAGGAUGAGGAUUAUGAUGAUUACCUUGAAGUUUUGCGGCAAGUUGAACAAAUAAAACGUGGUGUGGAUCACGACUCUGAAUUUGUAGUUUCAAUACCAAAAGAUCUUUUGACGAACAUUAAUGUUCCCGAUUCACUCCAGCAGGACGUGCAUAUAGGGAAGAAGAGUAUAACGUUGUCCACAUCAUUAAUACAAAAAAUAUUUUCUUCAUCAGUUGAUUCCAUGAUUAAACAUGUGGAAAAAUUGCUUCACAACGGAGAAGCCUGUAGCGUGUCAACUAUUCUGUUGGUAGGGGGAUAUUCAUCAUCCAAAGUUAUUCAAAGUGCUUUUCGAGAGAAGUUUGAGAAGAAAUAUAGAAUAAUUAUUCCAUUGACACCAGAUAUGAUUGUUUUAAAAGGCGCAGUUAUAACAGGCCAUGGCAUCGAAACAAUUGUAGGAAGAAUGGCAAAGUACCAUUAUGGUCUAGGUUUAAGUGCAGCAGCAGUCUCUGGUCGUAGUAUAUCAAUAGGAGAUAAUGACAAUAAAACGUUUUUUUCGUUAAUCAAGAAAGGUCAAAAGAUAAAAGUUGGCGAAGUAGUAACACAAUACGAAGUCGUAUUGAAAGCAAAAUCAAAAUGGGCCAACCUUGAAAUGUAUACCACUAAAGAUGAUAAACCAAGGACAAUCAUUGAUAAUGACCAUUUUACCAAAAUUGGAGGCAUCCUUGUUAAACUCCCACAAUUCAAAAGAGAAAGCAUACUUAUCCUGACAAUAUCGUAUGACGAAACAGAAUUCAAGGUCGUAGCUACAGAUAAAAACACAGGUCGAUGCUUCGUUGGUACAUGUAGGUUUCUUGAAAAGGAAAGCAAUUAAAACUUGAUUUGAAAUAAGAGUAAGAACAUAUGUUUAACGUGUCAAAAUGAAUGUUGUUUAGCCCUUUUUUCACGUUUCAUAUAAGUCAGGAUAUGACACUUCAAAUAACAUUUAACAGAUAAUUAAAAUGUUUAAACUUUUCAAACUCUGUUUUCUGUUGGGUAGUUUUUUGCAUUUUUAAUCUUUGUAUAUUUUCAU